Messenger RNA from Panicum virgatum (switchgrass), 3252 nucleotides. RefSeq lists its product as uncharacterized. The transcript has 5 exons. The record is from RefSeq and is a predicted model, not a curated record. The coding region runs from base 679 to 3072 and encodes 797 amino acids. Gene Ontology annotation, molecular function: RNA binding. Lineage: Eukaryota; Viridiplantae; Streptophyta; Magnoliopsida; Poales; Poaceae. Gene Ontology annotation, biological process: mRNA 5'-splice site recognition; RNA processing.
AGGGGGCCAAAUGCAAAAUCAUAAAGGCGAAAACUAGGAGACGGCGAAGCCCAAUCUCCGCCGCGUCAUUCUGAACGAAACCCUAGAACUGCUCCGCCGAGCUUCCGAUCCCCUUUAUCGCCGCCUGGCGGAAAUCCAAGGACGAGCCAGCUGCUAGACUCACCUCAUCCAUGGAUCUGGAGAUAGUGGGGCGGCACGCCCUGCUCUUCGACGACGACGCGACGGCCGAGGUCGUCAACUCCGGCGGCUCCCUCGUGCCCUGGGCGGCCAUCGGCGCGGCGGACCUCCUUCUCGACCGACACGACGUCCGCCACCUCCUAGAUCGUGUGCCCCCUCGACCGCGCCGCGCCUAUUCCAAGGACAUCCUAUCCGUCCCCUCCUCGGACGGCGUCUCGGAGGCCGAGCUCGAUCGCGAGCGCUACCUCGACCUCCCCGCCGCCGAUGGCGGCGACGAAGACGAGGGUUCCGGACAUGCGGCCCCCUCAGGAAACGGGGCAGAUACCAGACAAACUGAUUAUAGUUCUGUUCCUUUCUCAUAUGGGAGUUCUGCUGGUUCAGAAGAUCCAUAUUCUUCGGGCUCGUAUUAUCGCCCAUCAUUUUAUGUGCCAGAAAGCUUGUUGAAUAAGCUGUUGAUCCAGCAAUAAUUGUCCAAGGUGCAUAUGUUCUUCUAAGGAUUAAAUGCCUGUUUCAGAUGGUUGGAGCAGAGAUGAAGUUCCUACUAUUGAUGCACAUUGUUUCCUUGCAAUGUAUCUUGACGUAAGGAAUAGGCAGCCUCCCUCUGAGAAGGUGCAUCACAUAAUUGCAAGAACGGCUUUAUUUGUCAGUGAGCAUGGGGGACAGUCAGAGAUUGUGUUAAGGGUGAAGCAGGGAAAUAAUCCAACAUUUGGAUUCUUGAUGCCGGACCAUAAUCUCCACAGCUACUUCCGCUACCUUGUUGAACAACCUCAACUGCUGAAAGAUGGUGCGGAUGCUGUUGACAUGAGUAAAGUAAAAAAAAAUGAGGGUGAGCAUGCCUCAUCUGGGGGGGCUUUGUCAUUGCUUGGGACUGCAUAUGACUCUGGAGAUGAGGAUGAAGGUACACUCCCCCCUGGUUUAAAAGGCAUGGAUCGUGCAAAUCCCAUGACCCCUGAUUCUCAGGGCCAUGUAAAAUCUGUAUCCACUAUACCUGAUAAUAAAGAUAAGAGUGUGUUGUCAGAAGCAGCUGCUGCUUCAGCUAAGAGUAAACCUAUCUUGAUGAAGAAGAAUCCAAUGAUUACUGGGAACAUCAUUAUCACUGCUCCGCGGGAAGAGGUUAAAGACACAACUACAGCAUCGACUACUGCAAAGUCGCAAAACACCAAUUCAGGCUUGUAUGAAACAAAAGAAAUGAUCCUUGAACCACCAUCUUUCAUGAAGCGCACCAUGGAGAAAAUAGUUGAGUUUGUUCUAACAAAUGGGAAGGAGUUUGAAGCAAAACUUAUUGAACAAGACAGAACAACUGGAAGGUUUCCAUUUCUUCUGCCAUCCAAUCCAUACCACUCUUAUUAUCUCAAGUUUCUCCAGGAAACCCAAGAGUCCAAGUCAUGUGGUAGAAGUCCUGAUCACAAGGACAGAAGAUGUUCUUCUGACUGGAGGGACAGAAGAAGUCCUUCCGAGCGCGAUGGCAGAAGAAGCUCUCGUCAGCGAGAUGACAGAAGCUCUCGCGAGCGUGAUGACAGAAGAAGCUCUCGCGAGCGCCAUGAUAGAAGAAGCUCUCGCGAGCAUGAUGACAGAAGAAGCUCUCGCGAGCGCCAUGACAGAAGCUCUCGUGAUCGCAAUGACAGCAGUUACAGCAAGGAAGGAACCAGAAGCGAUGAAUGGCCAACUUCUGGCAUGAUCUCCGGUUCUUCUGACAGAAGCUCAGCAGGGCCAACAGAGAAGCAGUUGCAUGAUCAACAAGGGAAGGGUAUAUUCCAUCCCGUAAGUGGGAUCAAGAAGGAACCUCCUCGGAAAGUCACUGCAGAUGAAGCUGCUGCUAUUGUAAUGGCAGCUACUCGUGGACUGGGUGCUGCCAAUAACUCUCUUAACACCAUAAAAGGAAAGAAGGAAGACGUUGGCAUCAAUUGUAGUAAUGAUCAUUCUUCCAGCUUUGGAAGUUUGUCGCCUUUACUAGACCGAGAUGCACCAUGGAAACGCAUUUCAAAUAGUGAGGCGGAUACUUCACUUACAAGUAGUGGACAGCCUAAAAAGGAAGGUUUUGGAAUUAUUGAUGAUGAUUGGAUUGCAAACACUAUUGCGAAAGCUGUUGCUGUUGCAGCCUCCAAAGAAGCAGAUUCUUCUGAAGCUUCCAUGACAAAGGAGCAGAAGCUGAAAGCUGAGAGGCUUCGGCGCGCAAAGAUGUUUGCAUCAAUUGUUAAGAGUGGAGGAAACAAGAUGAAUGAUUUGGCUACAGUAUCAGAUCCAACAGAUGAACCUUCCAAGGCCACACCUGCUAAUAUGAAUGCCUCUGAACUUGAUGCACAAGCACAACCCAAGGAACGUGAAGGUAGCUCUGCUCCAAUUGAACGUAAUGAUUCAAGCGUGACAAAGUUGGAGAAGGACUCUGAUGAUGAACAGAACAUAGUGCGGAAGUAUCGAAAGAAACAUCACCAAGAGUCCAAUGAGGAGAAAGAUGAAUCAGAGGAAAGCUACAAGCACUCGAGGAAGAGGCACCGGCCAGAACAUUCAAGAGCCCAUAGUAAGGAUGUCCACAAACAUAAGCACAAGAGUCACUCCAAGGGCAGGGAAUCCAGACACCGUAGGCACCGGCAUAGCUCUUCGGAAGAUGAGCAUGAGCAUCGGAGUUCCAAGUCAAGGCAUCAGCACAGGGAUGAUGAUCGCUACUCUGAUGAUGAAGAACAUAGCAGGUCACGUGGGUAUCGGAGGGAACAUCGCUCCAGUUCUAAACGGAAGCAUGAGGAAGGGCAAGAUCAGAGUGAACAGACUCAAGGUCGUUUUGAAGUGUCCCCGAGCCCAUCAGCUGCUAAGUUUGAAUCAGACAAGCCACCUGGGGCAACUGAAGUGCCGAGUGAGCUGAGGGCAAAAAUUAGAGCGAUGUUGCUAGAGACACUGUAAUUUUUUGUUAUAAGCAAUGACAUUUGAAACCUUAGAUCUCUGUUUUAAAUCUCUGUCCGGUAACCGACUUGUUCUAUUGUAUCUGGUUCAAACGUCCUCCUUUGCGCUCAGAGCCCCAUUUUUUCUAAUGCUAAAUAUGUAAACCUGACUUCCUCUGCAUGUAUGGGUUUGUUUUUAUGA